Molecule: messenger RNA, 3451 nt
Organism: Rhinopithecus roxellana (golden snub-nosed monkey)
Lineage: Eukaryota; Metazoa; Chordata; Mammalia; Primates; Cercopithecidae
Gene: AOPEP
Product: aminopeptidase O (putative)
Exons: 19
Coding region: 287-2896 (869 amino acids)
Cellular component (GO): nucleolus
Molecular function (GO): zinc ion binding; metalloaminopeptidase activity
Source: RefSeq, a predicted model, not a curated record
AUCCGAAGGGGGCGGGCUUAGCGGAAGGCGGGCCAGGCCGAAUGCGGCCCCGGGCGCGUGUCGAUGACGUCACCCGGCGCGUGCCCGGGUAGCCCGUAGUAACCCCGAGUCUGCGGAAGUGGUGACCCGUGGGACGCGGCUGAGACAGGAGACUGAAAGUUGUGGAACCGUAAUCUGUGACAUCAGUUGUUUUUUGAUAAGCAGCUGUUUAUGAUUCUGGAAGAUUAAGGCAGAUAGGAAACCCCAUCUGAGAUUUUAACAAAUCUCUCAAACAGUAAACCACAUCAUGGACAUACAGCUGGACCCUGCCGGAGAUGACCUGCCUCUCAUGGCCAACACCAGCCACAUACUUGUGAAGCACUAUGUCCUGGAUUUGGAUGUGGAUUUUGAAAGUCAAGUCAUUGAGGGGACCAUAGUGCUUUUCCUUGAGGAUGGAAACAGAUUCAAGAAACAGAAUAGCUCUAUCGAGGAAGCCUGCCAAUCAGAGUCAAACAAAGCCUGCAACUUUGGGAUGCCUGAGCCCUGCCAUGUUCCUGUGACAAAUGCAAGGACCGUCUCAUCUGAAAUGGAAUAUAAUGAUUUUGCAAUUUGUAGUAAAGGUGAAAAAGAUACUUCUGAUAAAGAUGGUAACCAUGACAACCAGGAACAUGCUUCUGGGAUUUCUAGCUCAAAGUACUGCUGUGACACAGGGAAUCAUGGGAGUGAGGGUUUUUUGCUAGUGUUGGACUGCUGUGAUCUAUCUGUGUUAAAAGUCGAGGAGGUGGAUGUUGCUGCUGUGCCAGGUAUGGAAAAAUUUACAAGGUCUCCUGAGCUCACGGUUGUUUCUGAGGAGCUCAGGAAUCAGAUUGUACGUGAACUUGUGACUUUGCCUGCAAAUCGUUGGAGGGAGCAAUUAGACUAUUAUGCUCGCUGCAGCCAGGCUCCUGGCUGUGGGGAACUCCUCUUUGACACUGACACUUGGAGCUUACAGAUCAGGAAGACAGGGGCUCAGACAGCUACUGACUUUCCUCAUGCUAUCAGGAUAUGGUACAAAACUAAACCCGAAGGGCGAUCAGUUACGUGGACCUCAGACCAGAGUGGCAGCCCGUGUGUUUAUACUGUGGGGUCUCCCGUAAACAACAGGGCCCUUUUUCCGUGCCAGGAGCCACCCGUUGCCAUGUCAACAUGGCAGGCUACAGUUCGAGCAGCUGCAUCUUUUGUUGUUUUAAUGAGUGGGGAAAACUCUGCCAAGCCGACGCAGCUUUGGGAAGGGUGCUCAAGCUGGUAUUACUACGUAACUAUGCCGAUGCCAGCCUCCACCUUCACAAUUGCAGUGGGAUGCUGGACAGAAGUGAAGAUGGAGACGUGCUCAUCGGCUGAUUUGGCAACAGAGAGACCCUUCUCACCUUCUGAGGCUGACUUCAGGCAUGUUGGUGUUUGCAGUCACAUGGAAUACCCCUGCCGCUUCCAGAAUGCUUCUGCCACCACCCAGGAGAUCAUUCCUCAUCGUGUCUUUGCCCCUGUGUGCCUCACGGGUGCCUGCCAAGAGACCCUUGUGCAGCUGAUCCCUCCUUGCCUCUCAGCAGCGCAUUCUGUUCUGGGAACACACCCGUUCUCUCGGCUGGAUGUUCUCAUCGUCCCUGCCAACUUUCCAAGCCUGGGGAUGGCCAGCCCACACAUCAUGUUCCUCUCUCAGAGCAUCUUGACAGGAGGGAGCCAUCUCUGUGGGACCCGCCUCUGCCAUGAAAUUGCCCACGCCUGGUUUGGCCUAGCCCUUGGGGCCCGCGACUGGACGGAGGAGUGGCUGAGCGAAGGCUUUGCCUCUCACUUGGAGGAUGUGUUUUGGGCUGCAGCACAGCAGCUGACCCCCUACGAGGCCCGGGAGCAGCAGGAACUGAGGGCCUGCCUGCGCUGGCGUCGCCUCCAGGAUGAGAUGCAGAGCUCCCCCGAGGAGAUGCAGGUGUUAAGACCCAGUAAAGACAAAACUGGCCACACAAGUGACUCAGGAGCAUCUGUUAUCAAGCAUGGACUCAAUCCGGAGAAGAUCUUCAUGCAGGUGCAUUAUUUAAAGGGCUACUUCCUUCUUCGGUUUCUUGCCGAAAGACUUGGAGAUGAAACCUAUUUUUCAUUUUUAAGAAAAUUUGUGCACGCAUUUCAUGGACAGCUGAUUCUUUCCCAGGAUUUCCUUCAAAUGCUACUGGAGAACAUCCCAGAAGAAAAAAGGCUUGAGUUGUCUGUUGAAAACAUCUACCAAGACUGGCUUGAGAGUUCCGGAAUACCAAAGCCGCUGCAGAGGGAGCGCCACGCCGGGGCGGAGUGCGGGCUCGCGCGGCAAGUGCGCGCCGAGGUCACGAAGUGGAUUCGAGUGAACCGGAGACCCCGAAAACGGAAGCGCAGGGAGAGGGAAGAGGUGUUUGAAAAGCUUCUUCCAGACCAGCUGGUCUUGCUUCUGGAGCAUCUGUUGGAGCAGAAGACCCUGAGCCCCCGAACUCUGCAAAGCCUCCAGAGGACAUACCACCUCCAGGAUCAGGAUGCAGAGGUUCGCCAUCGCUGGUGUGAACUCAUUGUUAAGCACAAGUUCACAAAAGCCUACAAAAGUGUGGAGAGGUUCCUUCAGGAGGAUCAGGGACAGCCGUCCCCUUCGAGGAGCUCACAGGCAGUGCGUGUGCGGGAGCGGAUCUGGGGAGACCUUCAUCGGCUGCCUCUCAUGUCCGCAGUUUGUCAGGUCACCAACAGGUGUGUUUGCAGCAUCGUUCCCACGCAACAGAGUCGGUGCGGGCUGCGGUGCAGGGCCGCGGAGGAACGGGCACGGGCAGGGCGGUAUCUGCAGGCCUCGUCAUGUGUCUGCGGCUGCUCUGCGCUUGUUUCCCUGGCAGGCCAUGGGCGUGUACCUCUAUGGGGAGCUGAUGGUGAGUGAGGACGCCAGACAGCAGCAGCUCGCCCGCAGGUGCUUCGAGCGGACCAGGGAGCAGAUGGAUAGGUCCUCAGCCCAGGUGGUGGCCGACAUGUUAUUUUAACAAGGAAAGAUCCCAGCGAGAUUCUUUCAUUCACCUCCUCCUAGCCUGGGGGACUGACCCUGGACAUCAAAGGAGGGAUUAUGUGGCUGCUAAAGCCAUCAGCCCACAGCCCUGUUCAAGUCUCGGUGCUUCUCUUUCCCAGAGGCUGGUCCCAGCCAGGCACGCACAAAAGGCAGAUUCUCGUAAACGCGGCCUCCCGCCCUGGAUCUGGAGUGGAGCUGCUCUGGGAUUUCGAGUUCUUCUGCACAGAUGAUUAAAUAUAUCCGAGAGAUGCUGGGAAACCUGCUGAACGUUUUACGUUGGGCUGCCCAGCACAUGGCUGGAUGUGGAUAUUUCUGUAAUUCCAGGAAGUCACACAGCUCCUGUGUACCAAGACCAGUGGGCGCCGUUUGAUGUAAAAGAGCAGGAUGAGACUCUAAGAUUAUUCUUAAUAAAUGUAGUGGUUUUUUUUUGUA